Messenger RNA from Alternaria arborescens, 1863 nucleotides. RefSeq lists its product as hypothetical. Gene Ontology annotation, molecular function: protein binding. Bases 1 to 1863 code for a protein of 620 amino acids. The record is from RefSeq and is a predicted model, not a curated record. Lineage: Eukaryota; Fungi; Ascomycota; Dothideomycetes; Pleosporales; Pleosporaceae. The transcript has a single exon.
AUGAGUGAAACAUGGGGCUCUUGUCUGCACACGUUCGAGGACAGCUGUAGCGCGGUGAUCUUCUUACAAAAUUUUAAUCAGCUGGCAUUAGGGCUAGAAGACGGUAUGAUCAAGAUAUGGGACGCAGAUAGCAACACUUAUCUCAUGGAACUCAAGAGUUUUAAGUCCAACUAUCAUAUAGAGCGGGUAAUAUACUUCGAUGAAUCAUCAAAGUUGGUUGCCGUUCUGGGCGAGUACGAGAUAAUUGAGGUUUGGGAAGUUGCUACUGGCACUUGCUUAUCCACCCAGGAGUUUGAACAGGGAGUGUUGCACCAGAAAGUUCCGUUUUGCAACGAUGCAGAGCUUCGCGCAUUUGAAAAAGCUACCAUAGGAGACUCAGCCAGGAUCUUCGAUACGGCUGAGGCCAGAGAGUCAUCAAUUCUCAUGAGCCCUCAUCGCGAUGGCAGAUUCAAGUUGAAUGCUACAUUCUUUCCUUCGGGAAGAUUCUUACUUGUGAACUUCAAGACAAAUAUUAAGAUAUGGGAUGCAACCAGCAGCAGACACAUUCAGUCACUUGAGUUACCAGUGCGUAACGAAGACUCCGCUUCGACUUUUGUGGCAUCGGCUUGGGUUUCCGAUUCGGCCUUACUGGCAGUGGGAUUAUCUAAUGGCACGGUAAUCGUUUUCAGCAUCGACAGUGGUGACGUACUACAUAUACUUCAAUCUGGAGAUCCACCAGGCUGGGAUCGGGCAAAGACGGUGGCCAUAUCCUACGAUUCGAAGAGAGUAGCAACACCAUCAGGCCUAUCAAACCUUAGAAUCUGGGAUCUCAGCGACACCUCAAACCCGCAUACAUUAGUCGGCAACAGUGACGAUGAAACCAUUUUCGUAGCCUUCUUAUCUGAUUCCCGAAGACUCGUUUCCAUGUCUUUGGGAGGUGGAACAAAAAUUUGGGACAUUUGUGGCGAAGAUGUCUCUCAGAGGCUUGAUGACCAUCAAGACUGGAUUAACUCAUUGACUUGGUCCAAUGACUCAAAUUAUUUGGCGUCCGGAGCGUUCGACUCGACUAUCAAGAUUUGGGACCUUCACGGCAGAUGCUUGCAAACACUUCAUGGACACAGCGAGAGUGUCAUUAGGGUCGACUGCUUCCAUCACCCUGCACGCGUUGGAUCAUUAUCGCGGGACAAUACCUACAGAAUAUGGGACGUGGUUAGUGGCCAGUGUCUCUAUGUAUGUGAGUGGGGAGGGUCUGGUACGGUAAUCGCUCUGUCACCUGAUCUAAGGAUACUGGCCCGCACAAAAGGCACCAGUACAACAAGCAAAUGGCCAAUCCAACUUUGGGACCUUAUUCAUGACGUUAGCCUUCCAGCUUUGUGCGAUGACAGUGCUGCACAUAUCCGUUCACUCGCGUUCUCCGGCGACUCAACACAAUUAGCAGUGCUCGUGGAUGACAAGAUCGUCAGGAUUUUCGACACGAGAAGCGGUGAGUGUGUCCAAACAUUGGUUGAGACAGAUGAGACAGAUGAGGACCUACGAUACUCACUGCCUUUUGGUCAUUACUCUGUCACCUUCUCCAAGGAUGCGAUACGGCUAGUGUCUGCGUGGGGUAAUGGCACUAUCCGAGUCUGGGACAUAAGCAGCGGCAGGUGUCUACAUACUAUCGAAACUGCCAUACUAUCCACAGAUGUAUCAUUCGAUCAGAGUGGGUGGUUCCUUCUGACUGACUUUGGCCGUAUCGCGAUACCUGAAUCUUCGGACUUGGAAGGAAAUUUGGCUGGCUCAAUCAAUCAUUCCCCAGCAUCCCAUGGUGUAGGGCUGAGCCCAGAUGGGUCAUGGAUCACUUACAACUCGUUUGAAGUUUUAUGGUUACCGCCAGAGUACUAG